Molecule: messenger RNA, 3571 nt
Organism: Bradysia coprophila
Lineage: Eukaryota; Metazoa; Arthropoda; Insecta; Diptera; Sciaridae
Product: acyl-CoA Delta-9 desaturase-like
Biological process (GO): unsaturated fatty acid biosynthetic process
Cellular component (GO): endoplasmic reticulum membrane
Molecular function (GO): iron ion binding; stearoyl-CoA 9-desaturase activity
Source: RefSeq, a predicted model, not a curated record
CACAUUGGAUACGGACUUCAAAAGACUGUGGAUAUGUUAAAACAUUUAACACGAAAAGAAGAAAUUUUAUUAUGAUUUUGCCUUAGAACGAAAAUUGUGUUGUGUUUAUGAAUUGUAAUAAUUAGUAAUUUUUUCAAGUGAAACAUUCGACCACAUUAGGCUGUGUCGUCGGAACCAGUUUUGUAAUUAUUGUUACACAUCAUUUGAAAAAUCUGUAAAAUUAUAUUUUGGGUUUUUUUGUCUUGUUCAUUUACUGAAAUUUAUAAAAUUCAUAAAAUUCAUAUUAAGUGUACCAACACCAGUCAUGGAUACCACAAGUCUAAGGAGCACCGCUAAUACAGUUGAUCAUCCGUCAAUCAAUAUGGGUCAUGUGACAACCACUACACAAUUAGUGUAUGACAAUAUAAACAACAACGUGAAACCAACAAUGAAAGAUUAUAUGGACCAGUCAAUGACCAAUGGAAUAGUGGAUGCGACCAAUAGUGAUAAUAGUAGUCCCAAUAAGAUUUGUAUACGGGAUAGAGACGAUGUGGACGAUAGUAUAGGUGAUAGUAAAAUUUGUGAUAAUAAUGAAAAUAAAGUUGGAAAUGGUGAAGUGGCUGAUAGAAAGGACAGCAGUGAAGGAUACACAUAUUUUGGAUUUAUUAAAGUGAAUGCUAAACUGAAGUGGGAUAAUAUCAUUGGAAUUGUUGUCAUUCAUACCAUGUUUGUGUAUUCGUUUCUACAUUGGAGAUAUAUACCAACGAAUAUACUGACAUACAUCUGGGGCUUUCUGUGUGGUGGCCUCGGCGGAUUCGGUGUUACUGGUGGCGCACACAGACUAUGGAGCCACAGAGCUUACAGCGCAACAACUCCGCUACGUGUCAUUCUGAUGUUAUGCUUCUCGCUAUCUGGACAAAAUACACUGUACGAUUGGGUACGAGAUCAUCGGGUACAUCAUAAGUUCUCCGAAACUGCUGCUGAUCCGCACGAUUCAAAUCGUGGCUUCUUUUUCGCACACGUCGGCUGGUUGAUGAUGAACAAGCAUCCGGAAGUAGUGCGAAAAGGACGUAUGCUGGAUAUGUCCGACAUUUUGAACGAUCCCGUUGUACAAUUCCAUCAAAAAUACUUCAUUCCGUUGAAAUUGCUUCUCUGUUUCAUCAUCCCGACGGUGGUGCCGAUGUACUUCUGGGGUGAAUCAUUUUUCUGGUCGUUCUAUUCGCAAUGUGUAUUGCGUUAUGUUUUCAAUUUGAACUUCACCUGGUUGGUAAACAGUGCAGCUCAUAUGUGGGGUACUCGGCCAUACGAUAAGCGAAUCAAUCCUGUUCAGAAUUUGUACGUAUCGAUUGUUGCUAUGGGUGAAGGAUGGCACAACUACCAUCAUGUGUUUCCAUGGGACUACAAGGCGGCCGAAUUGGGACACUAUUUCAAUGUGACAACAUUUUGGAUUGAACAAUUUGCUAAGAUUGGCUGGGCGUAUGAUUUGAAGAAACCAUCGGAAGAAUUGAUCAAAAAUACGAUUCGAAAGCAUGGUGACAAUACCCACCCGAUUACAUUCGGCCAUCAUUUGAGCGAAGUUCCACCACCGGAUGAAUGUACAGACAAAGAUAAAUGAAAAAUUUCUUUCUUUCUUUUUUAUUGAAAUUACUUUAUCGUCAUAUUCCUAGAUUUUUUUAUUAUUUUUAAUUUAAUUUUAAAUUAAUUUAUUUUGUUUUCGAAAAAAAGAGAAGAAAAAAAAUUCUUUCAAAGAGAAAGCAGCUCCUUUAGACGUUUAAAUUUCGGCAUAAAUUUCAAUCAAUCAACAAAAUUCAAUUACUGCAAAUUACCUGCUUCCAAAUUUUUGAUUUCGAUAUUGUGGACGUUCUUGUAGCCGCAUCCCAAAGGCAACACCACGGCAACAUCACUUAAUAAACAAAAAUUUGGAUGCAGUUUUAUGAAUUUUAUUUUAGCUGCUAGUAUAGGUGAGCACAUCGUUCUGCUAAGAGCAGGUUAAACUUUUCGAACUUGUUAGAUUUUUGGGAUCGAAAAUCGUUAAUUUCAUCAAAUAUGGCACUGGAUUAACAUACAGAAAUCAUUUACAUAACUAGUGAUGAAAAGUUCAGUUGGCGUGCGAUGUGAAUUUUAUUGAUUAUCAGACAACUGAUCGGUACAAAUGUCUUCAAGUUAAAUAAAUGAUUUUAGUAACGUUCAGAACGAGUCAGGUGAAGUUCAGUAUGACCACAAAUAAUACGAAACCUCAAAAUCAUUGAGCCGGCCAACCUGAAAAAAUGUAUCAGAUCAACCUUUCAGGCUUGUUAAUGAAGCUGUUUGUAACCAUUUGAGGCUGAACUGCCGGAUGAAAAUGAAAUCCUCAAUUCAGAGAUUGAGAUACUUUUGAGAAAUUCUUUGAGAGAAUUGGGAAAUUUUCCGCGAAAAUUAAAAAAAAUUUUAAGAAUUUUUUCGAUUUCUUUAAAUAGACCUGCUUCAAUUUGUUGAAAUGGGCAAUGCAACUUUUCAAUUUAUUUUGAAAUUUAAGGAGUGUCGUUGAUCAUUUCGACAAAUUUUAGAUUCCGGUUUCACUAGAUCUGGAUUUUUCUGAUUUUGGGUGCUCUCCGGUCAACUCAGGUUCCACGUAACUUAACUCAUACAUUAUUAAAACGCACCGACCGAAGUACGUUGAACGUUGAAACAAACGGUUUUCGAUGUCAUUCUUAAAGUCAUAUUCGGGAAAUAUAUUCAAUGUCGGUUAUCGUCUGGAUUUACUAAAUUCAGGUGAAAAUUUGACCUUUUUUUCAAAACUAUGUAAAUAAUGUUUAGUUCGAAUCUCAAUUAUUUUACAAAAAAAGAAACGAUGGAAAUGAAAGCUUUUUUGCUUGGCAAAAUCAAGAGUCAGUUUUACAUGCAAAUCUUCUAGAAACGCGACCUAUAACAACAACAACAACAAACCAACUAAUUUAUUAAGUAACCUAAUCGUAAUAGACAAAAAUGCGAAAGCAACAAAACAGAGAGAGAUCAAAAAAACCAAAUCAUCGAAUAUCCACAUGGCAAGGUUACAAUUAACAUAGAAAUUAAACAUAAGAAAUUUGAAAAUUAUUUGCUAACGAAAAUUUAUGUGAAAACACACACAAACAACAAAAAAAAAACAAUUUUAAUUAAAAUAAUAAAAAAAAAUUUAAUUCUUUUGUAAACUCUUGUUUUUUUUUUUGGUAAAACAUUAAAUAUACGUAAUUGACGUGAUUGAGAAAUUAGCAUUAAUUUGUGUAAUAAUUUUUGAUGAUUUGCCAGUAAUUAAAUUAGUUAAGCUUCAGGAUAUUGUACUGUUUUUGUUUAUUUUCUUUUGGAUUUUUGUUCAACACACAAACACACACACACACAUUUAUAGAAGAACUACCUGGGCUAAUUAAUAGAAAAUUCGAGACUCUAAGUAGCAAUCGUAUAUAAAUAUAUGAAUAUAUUACGAUAAUAAUUAUGCUUUUUAGUGACAAAACCAAUUUUUAUGUUGGUUCGUUAUAAAUUAUGGCUGACCUAAAGGUAAUAAUAACAAUGGUAGAAAGUCUUUUAUAAAAAAAAUCUGUUUGUUAAAUCAAAAGGUAAAUAUAUUUUUUAUAUUUUU